Molecule: messenger RNA, 489 nt
Organism: Colletotrichum gloeosporioides
Lineage: Eukaryota; Fungi; Ascomycota; Sordariomycetes; Glomerellales; Glomerellaceae
Exons: 1
Coding region: 1-489 (162 amino acids)
Source: RefSeq, a predicted model, not a curated record
AUGGAGGCCUUGGGGAGCACUGAAGUACCAGCAACGACUUCAUUGGCGUCUUCAGUCGUUCCAUCUUCUACUUCUCUGAUCUUGAGCAGUCCAACUGCACCGUUGUCGCCCAUCAGUGAGGCGAGCAGUGGCAGCUCUCCGACCCCGGUAGGCCCUAUUGUCGGCGGCGUUCUCGGCGGCCUCGCCAUUCUUGCUAUUGCCGGCUGCAUCGUAGUCUGGCUUAUUGUGCAGAAGAAACGCGGAACAUCACGGCCAUUCAGGAGGUCGACAGUCGUCCAGGAGCUCCAGGGAAAUCACAGCCCUCAUCAUGGACCACAGACUGAGGGCUGGUACGGACAAUCCAAGAGCAACCCCGCCUCGCCCACUUCUCCAGUCAACACCCCGAUAGCCAAAGAAGUGUAUGAGGCUCCUGUGGUGGAGAAGCCGGUGCAGCUCCCCGCGACGGUCAAUUCGGUAGGCAGCCCGAGUAAGCCGGCAGAACUCGGAUAA